This is a messenger RNA of Phalacrocorax carbo (great cormorant), 1321 nucleotides long. Lineage: Eukaryota; Metazoa; Chordata; Aves; Suliformes; Phalacrocoracidae. The record is from RefSeq and is a predicted model, not a curated record.
GAUGCCAUCGCACGGAUGCCACCACCAGCUCCAUCCCAUCACUGUCCCCGCCACGUCCCUGUCCCUGCCCUGGCCGUCCCACCGGUGGCGCGGCGCGGCCCGCCGGGAGCAGGCGAGAGGACUGGCGCCGCCCGGCCAGAGCGCCGCGUCACGUGGCGGAAGCCGGAAGCGGCGGGACCGGCAGCGAUGAGCGGCGGGUCCGAGGCGGCGGUGGCGGCGGCCGGGGCUGAUGCUGAUGCCGAGCGGCGGGUCCACAUCGUGGUGGAGUAUUGUGAGCCCUGUGGCUUCGAGCCCACAUACCAGGAGCUGGCGAGCGCUGUGAAGGAGGAGUACCCCGACAUUGAGAUUGAGUCCAGGCUGGGGGGCACAGGUGCCUUUGAGAUUGAGAUCAACGGGCAGCUGGUCUUCUCCAAGCUGGAGAACGGAGGCUUUCCCUAUGAGAAGGACCUGAUCGAAGCGAUUCGCAGAGCGAGGAAUGGGGAACCGCUGGAGAAAAUCACCAACAGCCGCCCCCCCUGCGUCAUCCUGUAGCCCCACGCCCAGCUGGGAUCUCCCAGUGCCCAGCAGCUGGCUCCUGGCCCCUUCGGCAUCCCCCCGCUUCACUCCUUGCUGCCUUUGUUAGCUUCCUGCACACCCAGGGGACUGGGGACAUUGGGGGAGACCGGGAACGUUGCAGGGAUGCGAGAGCGUAAGGGGCUUCCCACUGGGGGCGAGAGCUGGGAUGGGCAGAGCUGUGCUACUGGUGUCACUGUGGGGACCAUUCUGGCCCAUCCCCACCAUGCCUGACCCACUGCGGGGUGUUGCUGUGUCGUGGGGUGACUCCCCUGCCUGCCUCUGCCUUCCCCUUCCUCUGCGCUUGCCUCCCGCAGCCACUGGCUAUUCGGGGACACCCCACGAGCGCUCUGCCCAGCCCUUGGGAGAGCCAGGCCGGGGCGUUGGAGGGGACUUUGCAGCUCCAGUCCUCCCAGCAGGUUCAUGCAGAGGGGAAAAAAAACCACUAGCUGUAAACUUUAGCGUGAUUCGUUAAUGAUUAAAGUUUCUCCUGUCACUGUUUAAACUGGUGCGAGGGCAGCAGGGACCGGCUGCCCCAGCCGGGCAUGGGAACCCCGGCUUGGCUCUGUCCCCACGGCCAAGAGGUUUAUUUAACGGCUGUGAGCUUCCCCCACCUCCCCGUUCUCAGGCUCUCAGCUCUCGCCUCCCACCUGUAAUGACUCUGCCCUUCGCCACGGGGCGGCUGAGCCGGCGGAGGGGCCCCCUAUUUAUUCUAUACUGUGUAUAAACCCAACGGCCCGGUGCUGAAUAAAGGACAGAGGAGAACGUG